AUGGAAGAGAAGGGGUUUUGGUUACUGGUGAUUGUCCUGGUAUUGGAAUGCAGAAUCCUGAUUGAAGGAGGUGAAAUACCAAGUACAGGUGAAUGUGCUAUGAACGUAAAAGAAAGAACGAACUGUGGUUAUGCAGGCAUUUCAGUAAAAGAAUGCGAAACUAGGGGAUGUUGUUUUGAUGCAAAAUACCCUGAUGUACCCUGGUGUUUCUAUCCUCACCUCAAAACAGGUACAGGUGAAUGUGGUAUGAAGGUAAAAGAAAGAAAGAACUGUGGUUAUGCAGGCAUCUCAGUAAAAGAAUGCGUAAAUAAGGGAUGUUGUUUUGAUGACAAAUACCCAGGUGUGCCGUGGUGUUUCUAUCCUCACCUCAAAACAGGUACAGGUGAAUGUGGUAUGAACGUAAAAGAAAGAAAGGACUGUGGUUAUGCAGGCAUUUCAGUAAAAGAAUGCGUAACUAAGGGAUGUUGUUUUGAUGCAAGAUACACAGGUGUUCCGUGGUGUUUCUAUCCUCACCUCAAAAAAGAUUCUUAA
Messenger RNA from Mauremys mutica (yellowpond turtle), 531 nucleotides. RefSeq names its product trefoil factor 2-like. Bases 1 to 531 code for a protein of 176 amino acids. The transcript has 5 exons. Gene Ontology annotation, biological process: maintenance of gastrointestinal epithelium. NCBI's taxonomy places the organism in Eukaryota, Metazoa, Chordata, Testudines, Geoemydidae. The record is from RefSeq and is a predicted model, not a curated record.